AUGAGAGGAAUCCGGCGUAUCUUAUACCCAGAUAGUACACAAAUCGUCGCGCCUCAAAGGCUCAAAGCAGUUUGGAGACAAACCUGUAAUACUAGUAGUGCCAUAAUGCACAGUGAGAGAAGCCGGUACAAACCACGUCGCGCUGUCAUCAGUGCCUUAUACAGGGCAUUAGAUACUACAAAGGAAGAAACGGCUCCAGAUUUGACUGCUGAUGAGCCUGCCUUUUCUGACGUGCCUUCAAUUCAUCACAUAUAUGACAGAUAA
Molecule: messenger RNA, 264 nt
Organism: Pieris macdunnoughi
Lineage: Eukaryota; Metazoa; Arthropoda; Insecta; Lepidoptera; Pieridae
Source: the annotation of a GenBank genome assembly